Limulus polyphemus (Atlantic horseshoe crab) is the source of this 2313-nucleotide messenger RNA. Its product is annotated as sn1-specific diacylglycerol lipase alpha-like. NCBI's taxonomy places the organism in Eukaryota, Metazoa, Arthropoda, Merostomata, Xiphosura, Limulidae. The transcript is spliced from 12 exons. The coding region runs from base 448 to 1848 and encodes 466 amino acids. Gene Ontology annotation, cellular component: dendrite membrane; postsynaptic membrane. The record is from RefSeq and is a predicted model, not a curated record.
GUUCCUUGUUUAGUGAAACCUCACAAUAACACACAUCUGAAGAUGCAGGUGUGUAUAAUGACUAUAGUAAUGAUGUGAUUUCAAUCUUUGGAGAAUAAAUGAAUAUUUCUUGGUUUAAUAUUUUAGUUUAUUUCUGGGCAUCUGGAAUAACGUACAUUCGUCACGCAGGCUGGUGGCGCUGUUAGGUAGAAUGUUUGUCCUCUCUCUAUCCGAAGGAGCGACGUAUCACUGUACGAAGUAUAAUCAACGCUCCUGCCAUCGUGAUAUGUUUGUGACUUACCAUUACAGUGGACACAAGGACAGCGAAGAUGGGGCAAGUGAAGAUGUUGGAUAUAACAUUCAUUCUUAAGCUACUACGAGAAUGCAAAAGAAACCUACAUAGAGGAGUUUAAAUUAUCUUCUGGAGGACUUAAGGUCAAGUGGGUCGACGUAAGAGAACAAGUCUUCAUGCCAGGAAUUGUGUUGUUUAACAGACGAUGGUCCGUUGGAUCUGAUGACUUCGUCUUGCCAGCCAUCUUUCUUCUACUCCUUCACACUGUCUGGUUGAUAGUCCUGUCCGUCAUUUUAACGGUGGUGGACUUUGGUCAGUGGUCUCAAUGCAUGAUCGACCUGUACGAACAUGUCUUAGGCUACAUCGUCAUUCUGACUGGAUGUAUCAUUGUGGAAGGGUUCAUUUCGUGGAUCAGCAUGAGAGGCACCAUACUGGACAACAGACCUCGAGUGUCCAUGCAGUACUUGCUUUACGUACGGUUAGGUAUUUUAUUGGUGGAAGUGGCAUGGUUAAUCGUUGGAGUUGUCUGGAUCAGUCGUCAUUACCACACCUGUCCAAUGAAUCUCGCUAAAGAAGCCAUUUUAGGUAUCGUGAUCUGUAACUGGUGUGUUCUGCUGAGUGUCGUUAUCACAAUCUGGUGUACGUUUGAUGCAGCUGGUAGAUCUUGGGUAAAAAUGAAGAGGUACCAAAGAAGUCUUCGAGAGGACAGAUCCAAGUAUAGAUACAAGCGAUCAGGUAGCUCUCAUCGCAACUGGAGACACAGGAAGGCAACGAGAGAGUAUCAGGACAGUUGGAACAGGAGGUGUAGGUUAUUGUUCUGCUGCAUGGGACGGACAGACAGACAUCAGAAUUCUUUUGCAGAAAUAGCCAAACUUCUGUCUGAGUUUUUCCGGGAUCUGGAUGUUGUUCCUUCUGACGUUGUGGCAGGACUAGUCCUCUUACGGAAGUACCAGAGGAUGGAGAGGCAAGCAAUUGUUAAAGAGAGGACUAAUGAAACCUAUCAGUUCUUGUCUGGCGUUCCCAUCACACCUAAAACCAAGUUUCUUGAUAUAAAUCAUCCGUUAAUUGUAGACGAGAUACACACAAUCACUCACUACCUACAUUACGCCUUGGCUGUCUAUGGAUGGCCGAUGUUCAUGAUGGUUCAUAGCGGAACUUGCUGUUGCAAGCUUUUCCCGUAUCUCAGGUGCUGUUGUAUUCCCGGUAGAGAGAAAUCUAAACGAGAUAGAGCUACUAUAGUUGAAGACAACUGUUGUUACUGUAACUACGCUGCCCUCCAGAAAAUGUGCCUCCAUCACAAUAUGGAGAUAAUUUACGUCACUUACCACGUGGAGGUUGGUGAAACGCCAUUUUUGGUGGCCUUAGACCACGAGAGGAGAACUGUGGUCGUGUCCAUUCGAGGAACAAUCUCUUUACAGGAUGUCAUCACUGACCUUAAUGCAGAUGGUGAGCAACUACCGACAGAUCCCGCACACGAAGAUUGGUUAGGACAUAAGGUUGGCCAUUGUUAUUUACGUAGCUUUAUAUAUAUAUCUAUAUAUAUAGCAGACUUCCAACUCCAGUUAAGAAGCUGCUAGAAGAUUCCCAUGCUCUAACAAUUUUGAAGAAUAAAGAGCUUUUAAUUUCAAUAAAAUAUGUCUGUGGUCUAUUAUAGGCGUGCUUAGUGCCAGAUAAUUUAAAUAAAUAGGAAAAAUAGGUAAAUAAUUGUCGUUGUUUGGCUUGAUAUGUCAUAGUCACUGAUUUUUUUCCUUAUGUAGAAUAUCAAAGUCACGUUUUCAAAUACCAUACAUGAUUCGUUGCUUAUGAUUGUGUGUGCUAAAGCAUAAGAAGCUAUUUCGAUUGGAAAAGUUAUGUACUUACAUGUACACUUCAACGUGAAGGUAGAGAAGGUGUAAAGCUUCCAGGAUUGUUGUUCUCCUUAAUUCAAAGGUUAUAAACAAAUAUAAGUAUAUAAUCAGUAAGAACGAAAAACAAAGUUAGAAUUUUCACCUUGAAUGGAAUAAACGGUCAAGUCAAAAAUCCCUAGAGUUUGUUUUGUUUUG